This is a messenger RNA of Poecilia latipinna (sailfin molly), 3863 nucleotides long. RefSeq lists its product as uncharacterized. The transcript is spliced from 2 exons. Lineage: Eukaryota; Metazoa; Chordata; Actinopteri; Cyprinodontiformes; Poeciliidae. The record is from RefSeq and is a predicted model, not a curated record. Bases 155 to 1681 code for a protein of 508 amino acids.
GGAUUAUCCAAUCAGAUCGAGGACUGCAAACUAACGCUGUUAACGGAACUGUAGUUUUCUUUUUACUACGCAUCCUCCCGUCGGUCACCAUUUUGGGAGUCAAAACAGCCAGCAGGCAGCAACGGCCACCUCCACGCCUCACCGUGGCCUUACUAUGGUUCACACAUGUGUGGUGGCAGGUUGUAAGAACCGACGGACACCAGGCACCACACUGUCGUUCUACCGCUUCCCACGGGACCCAGAGAGGAAGCAGCGCUGGGUGGCUGCGGUGAACCGAGCGGGCUGGGUACCGAACGACGGCAGCCGGUUGUGCAGUACCCACUUCAUCUCAGGUAAACAAGUCAAGAAUCCACAUUCGCCCGAUUAUGUUCCUUCUGUGUUCACACCAGUUCCCUUCUUCCCAGACAUGAAGGAGCCAGGUGCCUUGGAGAUCCUGGACAAGCAGGAGGCGCGGGUCGAAGCCGCCAAUGCCCUGUUGUUCCUCCAAGGGCAGGGCAGCUCCGCGGUGGACGGGCCGAGCCAAGACGGGCGUCACGAAAAGGAGGCGCCGGAGGCUGCUGUGGAAAAAAGCGGGUCUUCUUCCUUCAGCACCGAUGAGGACGAGGAGCACGACGAAGCCUCCGAGAGAGACAGGAAGAAAGGAAAGUUUGCCCAGAUGUCCGAAAUAUCCGUAAACUUCGACGACAUCUUGAAAGCGCUGAAGAAGGAGAACAGGGCGCUCAGGGAGUCCGUGGAGAAAAUGGCUCUGUCCGAGAACGCCUUCAGGAACGACGCGGAAAAGGUCAAGUUCUACACCGGUUUGCCCAACUACUUCGUGUUAGAGACCGUGAUGUGGCUGCUGGCGCCGCACAUGGACGGCAUGAAAAACACGAAGCUGUCAAAGUUCCAGCAGCUCCUGCUGACCCUCAUGCGCCUGCGGCUGGACCUCCGCAACCAAGACCUGGGCUACCGCUUCGGGGUGAAAGUCGGCACGGUGGCCAGAACAGUACACCGCAUGGUCAACAUCAUGUCCUCCACGCUGGUGCCGACCGCCGUCUUCUGGCCGUCCAGAGCGGAGCUCCGGAAAAACCUGCCCACUGCUUUGCGCGCAACGCACCCGGACUGCGCCGUCAUCGUAGACUGCUUCACUGUACCCCUCGAGGAGCCGGCGUCGACGGGAACGGAGCAUGGACGACAAGAGACGGCCCUUCCUCGCGCCAAGGGAAUGGCGCAGAGCUACGGCUCGUUGAAGUAUCUGAUCGGCGUGGCUCCGCAAGGCGUCGUGACCUUCGUGUCGCGGGGCGCUCCGGGCAGCGUCAGCGACAAGAGCCUGGCCGAGGGUUGCGGGUUUCUGUGCAAGCUUCUCCCAGGCGACGUCGUGCUGGCCUGCCGCGACCUGGACAUCGCGGACUCCGUAGCCGCCCGCGGAGCUCUGUUCAAAAUCGCCGGCAAAGGUGAAGCUCGCGCGAGAUCGGAGGGCUUGGCGGGGCCCGACGUCGAGUCCGAGACGGUGGUCGUGCAGAGGCACGUGGAGAGGGUGAUCUCCAUGGUGAAGCAGAGGUACACCAUGCUCACAGGCCCCGUGGAGAGCCCCUUCAGCACCGCCUGCGAACGCACGUCCAACCUCUCAACCUUUGAUAAGAUUGUGCAAGUCGCUUGUGCCUUAAACAACCUGUGUAUCUCUGCUGCUCCUCUCGAGUGACUCGUACAGAAAGCAAUGCACUACUUAAUGCUGCUCUCCUAACUUUUUACUGUUUCAGACUUCCUGUCAUGUGUCGAGUAGGAAAAUUACAUUUAUUUUCACCAAAUCCCAGUUCAGUCACUCCUGAUUAUAAAGAUUAUUCUUGAUCUUGGCUCUAACAUUUGCUGACAGGUUAAGUCAAGGAACGGAAACUUUAGCUUGGCGAGUGGAGGUGGUCCGCAUGUGUUCUGUUUUUCAAACGGUGCCACCUUCAUACAUUUCAUACAGUUUAAAGUCCCUUUAAUAAAAUGCCACAGAAGGCUCAGGAGUGGACGGAGCCAGGAGUGAAGUCUUCCCUUCAUUCCCUGCUUUGGCACAACAUCACUACUGGUUUUUUUUAUUAUUAUUAUUAUUUCGUUUACAAGACACACAGUUGGCUCCUAUGAAAGUUAUGUGAUGAAAACUAGAGAAAACCGUAAUUAAAGGAACUUUUUUGUGCAGUACAUUUCAGCCACAGGGUAACGCAAGGUGCUUUACAUGAUGAAAGGAUUACAUUUUUCAAAUGCCAACAUUAGAAAUCAUUGUCUUAAAAACUGCUGUAAAGACUUCAGAUGAUCUAAGUUUUUCCAAUUAUUAUUAAUCAAGAUUUUCAUCAGAGUAGACUUGAACCAGAAGACCUGAGUGGUCUUGAAGGUUGACACAACAGCUGAUGUAUUUUGGUGCUAAUGCAUUGAAUGAAUCAGAACUAACAACAGUAUCUUAAAGUCUGUUGUCUGAGCUACAGGGAGCCAGUGUAGGGACUUUAGAGCUGGGCUGAGGGUUUUUAUGCAGACCUGUUGGGACACGUGGGCCUGUUACAAUAACACAUUUUGCUGGACGAUAAAUUGUCCCAGAAGUUACUGUGUUAAACCAUAAUAAUGUUGCUCUGAGACCAUUUUCACGUAAUGUAAAAGCAAAGACAUAAUAAUGCGAGCACACCCUGUCAAAGAUGAAAAAGACUUUAAAUUUUACACUGGAACUAGAACUAAUUUUAAAUAUAUAAAAUAAAUUAACAGAACUCCAGAAACCACAAAUAAAAUGGAUUAUGAAGUCUCUGUAAACAGAGUUGCCCUUCACUGAAGCCUUUUGUAGAAAGAGACAGAAAAACAAUCCUGCAAUUGCAAAUGAUUGAGCUUGAUUUAUUACUUAUUGUGGCAAGCCUGAAGACACUUUCACACAUCAGUUCGACUAAAAAUAAACUCGGAUGAAUUUCUAUUGAUCAUUAGUCCUUUAAUCCAAGAAAAGUCCUUUGUGUGAUGGAAGACUGACUUCAUAACUGUCUUUAUGUGUCUCUGAAGGUUCAGGUUUUGUCCAGAUUUUGAUCACUAAUUUCUAGCUUUAAUAGCUGACUCUUGAUUGGUCCAAAAACAUCCUGUUGAAAGUAAAGUUGCUACUAGUGUAGAGGAAUGUGACGAAGUCCAGCUAUUUAGCUUCCAGCUAAUAUUAGCUUCCAGUUUUACUCCACGAGGAGCAUGACUGCAAUAAGGGAUUAAUAUUCUGCAUUGCAAACACUUUUUUUUUUACUCUAUAUUUUGCUUUUAGUCUUCCGCCUCUUGUGUUCAUCUGUAGAUCAGUUUGUUAAAGCUGACACUGACACACAUUUCACACGACUAUUUGUGAUGGAGGUAGCGUUUAAUUCCAGAUUUUUCUAAGUAGCUUUAAUUGAAAAUGUAUUUUUUAACAGAUUGUCAUGAGUGUGAAACGGUUUACGCUCUUAGUUAUAAAAGUAUCGAUGUCAUUUUCGUAUCUGUAACGAGCUGAAAUGUAACAGUUCCCUUUUUUUUAUUUAUUUUUUGGCAUGUCAUCUUGCUGUAGAUGUUUGUGUUGGUGCAGUGAAGCCGUGAUAUCUUCCGUCAAGGUUUUCAUAGACGACUCGUCGUAGUCGCUCGCUGCUGCGGAGAAUGACGUGUAUCGGUUAGACCACAUGGUAAUCCCCUUAUUGAGCGCAACACUGGAAAAGAAAAGAGAACUUGGUGCAGAAUUACAGCACACUUUAAUGUCCAGCAUGUGUGUGGUCCUUCUUUGGAAAAGUGUAGCCUCAGCUGAUGAUGUUUCUGUGUCUACAUGUGCUUAUCUCAGCAUUUUCACUGAUACUGGCAGGUCAGUUUUGUAACUACAGAGAGCUUCUCUCUACGAAUGAUGGGCACAAACUAAAAUCACCCUC